AUGGCGCACGCGGCCAAGCGUGCGGCAGUGGCCGAGCCGGACCGCCCGCCGGAGGCCAAGCGCGCCAGGGAGCUCCCGGUCCGCCAGGACGUGCUCGACCAGCUGCCGCAUCCGCCAGCGGCGGCGGGCGAGCUGCCGUCCUGGUUCGACCGCCUGGCGCGGGCCCUGCGGGAGAUUCCUUUCGGACAGUCCCCUGGCGCGCGCGAGUGGGGCAUGAAGCGCCGCGCCUACGCGCUGCUCGAGCCCGCGCUCGCUGCCUUCAUCGAGGAAGCGGAAGCGGGGGGCGAGGGGCGGCCGCCGCCGGGGCAGGAGCUGGUCUGGGCCGCCGCGCGCGCCGUGAGCCAGCUGGUCCGGAGCGGCUACGCCGCCACGGCCCGCGACCGCCGCGCGCUCGUGGUGUCCGGCGCCUGGCGCCCCGCCGCCAUGGCCUGCAGCGGGGGGCCGGAGCCAGGCGAGGCGAGGCCCGCGUCGGAGCUCGCCGGGGCGGUGAACGUGUAUCGUGUGCACCUCGCGGAGCACGCGAGCUUCUACGAGGACUUCACGGGGUUCCACGCCGAGUUCUGGAGCCCCGAGAGGUUCCUGCCGGUGCUGGAGGCGCUCCCCCGGGUCGUGGCCGACCGCGGGGACGUGCUGGAGGCCGACGAGUGGGAGGCCUUUUGCCCGGAGCUCGCGGCGGCGCUGAAGACGCUGGACCGCUUCUUGGGCUUCUGGGUGGGGCUUAGCGGGGCCGAGCCCUUCGACUUCGACGUCUCCAGGGCCAUGCCGCUGCUCCGCACGUGCACGGAGGUCUUCGGGAGGCACGACCAGUGGCACGGCCAGGAGGUCAGCGCCAAGGUCCGGGGCGACUUCCUGGAGCAGGAGGUCCGCAUGGCUGGCGUGACCUGCAGCCUGAUCCUGGGCGUGUUCUACAGGGACCACAUAUCCAGGCGGACGAGGGCGGAGGCCGUGGCCCACGCCAAGCUCCUCCUGCGCUUCAUGGUGCAGGUGCUGAUGCUCCGCGUGCCCACGUUCGGGCCCCGGGCCGAGGCCCGCGCCGGGCCCGGCAGCGGCGCGCUGCCCCUGGACGAGCGCCAGCUGGACACGGACUGGGUCGAGGGCCUCUGGGAGCACUGCCAGUCGGACGCCGACGCGGGGGACCUGGUGGAGCCGGCCGUGCUCUCGGCUCUGUUCCAGUCCAUGGUGGACAUGCCCGUGGAGGAGCAGAAGUACCGGCUCGAGUGCGUUGCGCCGCUGGUGCCGCCGUUCAUCAGCCUGUACGCGGACCUGCUCAAAGAGAAGGAGAUCCCUCCAGAGCUUGCCGAUCUCAAGGUGGUCAUGAACGCGGUGCUUCAGGACGACGCUUUUGUGAAUUCCGACUUCAUGGAGGAGAUCUCCUUCUACCCCUGCCUCCUCGAGUUUGCGACCAAGCGCGCCGCCAUCCACGCCGUGUGCGAGCGCGUGAAGCUGCAUAUGCACGGGGACCCCAUCCGGCUUGUGGUGCCGCGUGACAACGUGCUGGACGGCGUGUGCUCGUCGCUGAACCUGCAGGACCAGUCUGCGCGAAUCGACGUGCCGGUCGAGAUCGAGUUCAGGACUGGGCUCGUGGACAGCGCAGGCCAGGAGCUCAUGGACGAAGGCGAGGAUCAGGGUGGCCUCCGGCGGCAGUGGCUGGACAGGGGCUCCCGGCACUUCCUCUCAUCGGACCUCUUCCGCAGCCCGUCCUCCUCGAGAGAACCGCCGACGCGGACGCUGGGGGCACUGCAGAUCGCCAGCUCAGGGGCUCGGUCUUCGUGCCCUCGCCGGAGUCCGUGUGCAGGCGCGUGCAGGACGACUGGGAGGAACAGUUCGAGCUCUUCGGCUGCAUCCUCGGCUUCGCGCUCCUGCAUAAGGACACAGUCCCCGUGCACUUCGGCCACAACUUCCUGA
This is a messenger RNA of Prorocentrum cordatum, 1905 nucleotides long. The record is from the annotation of a GenBank genome assembly. Lineage: Eukaryota; Dinophyceae; Prorocentrales; Prorocentraceae.